CUGUCACUUAAAUCAAACCCAAGUCGACAGUGGACAAACGCUAAUCAUAUCCUUUAUAUUGUGCGCUGUACACAGGUGUUUGUUUCGGUUCGUUACUUUUAUCUCCAGUCCGUUGAAUGGAGACGCCCUCCCCUUGACUAGAUCUUCCUCCGGGUACUGCGAUAUAAUACUCAUCCAGGGCCUUUCUCUCUUCUUUCGUUGAGAACCGACGCACAGUCCAGGAUAGUGGAGGAGAAUUUUAAUGUUUCAUCAUCCCUGCUUACACGAUGUUGUCGUCCUUCACGCCUACUUCCGCGGAUCGUACUUGUUUCGGCCGCCGACGCGUCAUCGAUAUCUGAAUAGUGUUGAAGAUGCUACCAUCCAAGAGAAAAGGAAGAUAAGAAAGGUACCUACGAGACAAGACUCCCCGUCUCUGUGUGGGAUCAUCAUGUCCCUGUUGAGUGCCGACUCGGAGGCGCAGCACCUCAUUCUCUGUUCGUCGCAGCGUGCGAUUGAAGCAUUUUAUUUGUUUAUGACACAGACGCGUGAAAAUAACAACAGUUCGUUGUCAAUAUCUAUAGUAUCAGCUGGCAACAAGGACCUCGGCCUUGUGCCUCGCCGACAUCAAGCUUCUGACCUAAUUCAGUUCGUCCACAGAGCGCCUGAUUUGAGCUGGAUGAUGGUAAUCGUUCUAUUCAUUUCAAGCCCAUUGCACCACCGCCAGGUGGGGCUCAUCACGGUCCUUCUCACGGCCUCAGGGGGAACUUGAGUUAUUCUUGAUUGAUCCAUUUAGCAUUCAACCGGGUGCCUCAAUUCUGGGCUGGAUUUAAAGUGCAAAGUCGACUGUUUUCUUUAUCCGCUCAUCGCCAUCAUGGAUGAAAAGUACAGUCACAAAGAGAGUUUGGCCGGAGAGAAAUUGUCCA
Messenger RNA from Guyanagaster necrorhizus, 902 nucleotides. RefSeq lists its product as uncharacterized. The transcript has 2 exons. The record is from RefSeq and is a predicted model, not a curated record. Bases 242 to 748 code for a protein of 168 amino acids. NCBI's taxonomy places the organism in Eukaryota, Fungi, Basidiomycota, Agaricomycetes, Agaricales, Physalacriaceae.